UCAGGUUCAGUUUCAGGGUCUCGCCGGCAGCCCUGGCUGACGCGCGCGGAGCGGGCGGCAGGGCCGGGACGGCAAGGUCCUCUGGGGGCCCCGGAGUUAGGAGGCGGCGUCCGGGAGCCCCCGGAGGAUAAUGGGCUGCGGACACAGCAAGCUUAGCUGCUGCAAACCCCCCAAAAAGAGGCAGAUCAUCUCUAAGGGGCCGCUACUUGGCGAGUGGUCCACGGAUUCACUUCAUCCGCAUCACGUGGGACCUGUUAGAAAUGCAGAAUCUCAGGCUCUGCCCCAGACCUGCUAAAACAGAACCUAAUAUUUAACAAGAUAAGUGAUUACAAUAGCUUUAAAGUUUGAGACUCGCUGGUAUUAGAGCCUCUUCAGGCCCCAGAGCGGGUGCAUGUGGGCUGUUCUUGCGGGGAGCUGGGAGGGGCCAAAGAGGGAAGAGAUCUACAGCCUGCUGCCCUUCCCUGCCUUCCUGUCCCUCCCCCAAGGGGCCUCAGAGCUGGGUUAGGGCCCAGGAGACGCUACUCAGAUUUCUUGCAGUGGGACCAGCUGCCCCUUGGGGUCUGACAAGCCCAGAAGGUUCAGAGCCUUGAGCCAGAAGGACAACCUCCUGAGCCGCAGAGCAGGAAGUCCCGGCCUCUCCCGCUACUCCUGCUUACCUUCCAGCCAGGUGCCAACCCCCGAGCUCCCAAACCCAUCCCCAACAGGCGACCAGCCCCCCGAGGGAGGGGACUCUAAGGAUGGGAUGUACAAAAAUAAGCUCAGACUGCAGAGGGCCGGGUCAUGACAACAGCAACUCCACCAGAGUGGCAGUUUACAGAGCACUUUCACAUUCUGCUGAGCUCCCAAAAGCCUAGAAAGAGGCCGGGCUGCAGCAUCUUCCCCACUUUACAGAGAUGCCAAGAACCAGAUCAGCCACCCAGACCAGAGCCCCAGGAACUAGGUCCCCUCAAUGGAGACACAGCCACAACUGUCCAGCUCUGUGCAUCUGAGGAGGCUGAGCAGCACCAGAAGGAUCUCACCAGAAUCCUCCAGCAGCACGAAGAGGACAAGAAGAAAUGGACACAACAAGUGCAGAAGGAAAGGGAUCUAGAGCUUCAAGAGAAGCUGGACGAGCAGCGAAGAGUCCUGGAGGGAGAGCAUGAGGCAGCCCUGCAAGUCCUCCGGGCCUCAUAUGAGCAAGAGAAAGAAGCCCUUACCCACUCCUUCCAGGAGGCCAAGACGGCCCUGCAGGAGACCAUUGAUGGACUGACCUCACAGCUGGAGACCUUCCAGGCCAAGAUGAAGAGAGUAGAAGAGUCCAUUCUGAGCCAAGACUACAAAAAGCACAUCAAGGAUUAUGGGAGCCCCAGUCAGUUCUGGGAGCAGGAGCUGGAGAGCUUGCACUUUGUCAUCGAGAUGAAGAAUGAGCGUAUUCAUGAGCUAGACAAGCGGCUGAUCCUCAUGGAAACAGUGAAAGAAAAAAACCUGAUGUUGGAGGAGAAAAUCACCACCCUCCAACAGGAGAAUGAGGACCUCCACGUCCGAGGCCGCAACCAGAUGGUUGUGUCAAGGCAGCUCUCGGAGGACCUACUUCUCACCCGUGAAGCCCUGGAGAAGGAGUCGCAGUUAAGGCGACAGCUCCAGCAAGAGAAGGAGGAGCUGCUGUACCGGGUCCUCGGGGCCGAUGCCUCCCCCACCUUCCCCCUGGCCUCAGUCACCCCCACCGAGGUCUCCUUUCUUGCCACAUAGGCUCAGGUCCUGGGCAGCCAUGAUACCUGUGGUCACGGCUCCCUCUCCAGGACUUUCCAGAGAAGACAGCAGGGGUGAGAUGGGAGCCAGGGUGUGUGCCCAUGAGCCCCCGGGGGCGCGGGCCAUGUAGAAUCGCCCAUGGAGUUUCGGAGGCCCCAAGAAGCGCCUUCCCUUGAGUUGGCCCAGGGAACAAGCAAGAGGAGUCCUUUCCUCCCAUUCUUCUCUCUGUCCAAAUCUGGGAGUUUUGAGGCUUUUCUCAGGGGGAGACUGUGCCGCUUAGGCCAUCUGACAAAGAGGACACAACCUCCUUGUCCUAACGUGUCAGCUUUGCUGCCAGCUCAUCACCUUACUCCUAGAUGUCCCCACUUCUGCCCUGGCCUUCUCUCAGCCUCAGUUUAAAACAGUUGGGGGAACUGAAGAAAUGACUCUUGCGUUACUACGGUGUCCCAUGCUAGGAUUGUCCGAAGGUCAGACUCAGAGCUGGGGGGCAGGGGAGGAAGUGGGCCAAAGCCUUUGAACCAACUGGGAAAGGUGAGCAGCGGGGAGGGGGUCACUGGAGGCCCUUGGUGCUGGUGGUGCAAGGGGCUGACCCAGGCGAGGAGGGGCUGGGCAGGGUGUCGGCCUGUCACUGCUCAGGGUCCCAGAGUCUGGUCUGCCCAGGGGUUAUGGCCAGAGCUCCUCCUCCUUGACCAGGCAAAGUUCACUCCUCAGCCCUCUGAUCCCUUAGUCUCAGUGCCACAUGGGCACCAAGGCCACCUGGUGGGUCUGAGCAUACUCCACAGCCAGAGCUGGAACCUCAGCCCUGAACAGAUGGGGAAAACGAGGUAGGGAGUGAGACCCACAAAGCCAGGACGGGGACCUCACCUGUUGUCCAGGUCUUGUGCUUUUUCUUUCUCCCUAGGCUCUGGGAAGAUCAGAUCUGUGACAGUCUUUCAACCCGUUCCUUUAUCUGUCCCCCACCUACUCUGGUCUUUUACCCCUGCUCUCCACCUUCACUCCUUCUACCACCCCUGACCCCAGGCCCCUGGAACCUGGCCCUUCGUUUCCUCAUCGGUGCAAAGGGGUGGCUGGAGUAACCCACCUCAGCAGCUCUGUCCAGCCCUGACAUCUGUGGGUUUAAGAUUAUUCUCAGGAAGUCAGAUCAGCAGGAGCCUAUAAUAACCCUCCCCUGGCACAGAGCAUUUUAAUGAAAUGC
Messenger RNA from Pteropus alecto (black flying fox), 2923 nucleotides. RefSeq names its product coiled-coil domain containing 69 (gene CCDC69). Gene Ontology annotation, molecular function: microtubule binding. The transcript is spliced from 11 exons. Bases 781 to 1728 code for a protein of 315 amino acids. Gene Ontology annotation, cellular component: cytoplasm; nucleus. The record is from RefSeq and is a predicted model, not a curated record. Lineage: Eukaryota; Metazoa; Chordata; Mammalia; Chiroptera; Pteropodidae.